AUGAGUGAUCAAAACCCACAACAAGAUAUCUCCUCUUUCUUUUAGAAAUAACAGAAGAAGAACACAACCAAGAAGCAGUAGGACUCAAAGCUUCAAAACAAACAAACUAGCGAUGCCAAGUAAAAGGAAGAGUAAAAGACCGCCAAGAUCGGUGGAGCUGCCAAUGACUUCGAGUCAUCAGACGAGGAGGACGGCCAAGGUCGCGUAGACAUUGGUGUAGGCAAAGUAAAGGAUAUCAAGGAAGUUUAAAAGCAAAAGAAAAUCGCUUAGGACGCCAAGUAGCAAUCUGAUUUCAAAUGGGAGAGCAUGGGUGGAGCACAAAAAUCAAGUGCUGCUGCUCAGCAAACUACUGCUGCAACUUAGCAGCAAGAUGUAAAGAAAAAAACCGCUGCCGACAUCACUUUCGGCAAGAAUACUAGAUUCCAAGUUCAAAGGAAAGACAAAGUCGUCAAUAAUUAAGGCGACUUCCCAGAGCUAGGAGAUGUCAAGGUCACUGAACAACCCAAGUUCGUGAAGGAAGAAAUCAAGUAGCAGCCAAUAUAGAAAUAGGAGGAGAAAAAGGAUCCAGUGAGACCGACAUUCAAAAAGCAGGAUAAGAAGCCAUAAUAGGAGGAAGAAAAAUAACCCGUGCCUCAAUAUAUUCCCCAAGUUAUUAAACAGCAAACCCCAGUUGUUGUUUAAGAAGAGGAGAAGAAGGAAUAGGAAGAAGGACCAAAGCAGAGACCAGUAUUUAAGGGAACCUUGAAGAAUAUUUUGAGUACAAAUUUAGAGGCUAACGCAGAAUUAAAUAAAAAUCUCCCAGAACUAUAAGAAAAAUUAAAGAAAGAAAUAAAAAUUCACGAGGCUAAACCCCCUAGAAAAGAUAAGAUUGAGGAAAAGAAAGCAGGUGAUGACGAUGAUGAAUUUGAGAGUGUUGAGGAGAAGAAGAGAGAUUAAGGAGCCAAGAGAGGUGGCAGAGAUGGAAACCACCGUGGAGGUGCCAGAGGUGGCAGAGGAGGCCACAGAGAGACUGGUGACAGAAAUGGCUCGGAAAGAGAUUUCAGUGAAAAUAAUGACAGUGCAGCUGCAGGGGUUCAUCAUGAUAAGCCAAGACAUAGCGACAAGCCAAAGGGCGAGAAGAAGCCACACAAGGAGGGUAAAGAAGAUAAACCAAAGAAGCGACCAGUUGAAGAGAGACCAGACAUCUUAGUCAACGAGCAAGUCGAGACCAAGUAGUUCGUAGGAUGGGAUAAGCUUUUUUGA
Messenger RNA from Stylonychia lemnae, 1242 nucleotides. The record is from the annotation of a GenBank genome assembly. NCBI's taxonomy places the organism in Eukaryota, Ciliophora, Spirotrichea, Sporadotrichida, Oxytrichidae.